Fusarium mangiferae is the source of this 555-nucleotide messenger RNA. RefSeq lists its product as uncharacterized. Gene Ontology annotation, cellular component: cytosol; peroxisome; cytoplasm. Lineage: Eukaryota; Fungi; Ascomycota; Sordariomycetes; Hypocreales; Nectriaceae. The record is from RefSeq and is a predicted model, not a curated record. Gene Ontology annotation, molecular function: thioredoxin peroxidase activity. Gene Ontology annotation, biological process: hydrogen peroxide catabolic process; cell redox homeostasis; cellular response to oxidative stress. The coding region runs from base 1 to 555 and encodes 184 amino acids. The transcript has 4 exons.
AUGCCCUUCAGAGCUCCUAUCCGACGUAUUGCCCUCGCCAGGCCUGCUUUGGCUGCGCGGGGUUUUCACUCGACCUCUCGUGCUUUUGUCCGCGUUGGCCAAGAGAUUCCUAAUCUUGACGUCCUUCUGGAGGACUCGCCCGGUAACAAGGUCAAUCUCGCGGAGGAGUUCAAGUCAGCCAAUGGCUACAUCGUCGGCGUUCCUGCUGCCUUCUCCGGAACGUGCUCCAGCAAGCACAUCCCCUCUUACAUCAACCACCCCAAGCUCAAGCAGGCUGGCCAGGUCUUUGUUGUAUCUGUUAAUGAUCCCUUUGUCAUGAAAGCUUGGAGCGAGCAGCUCGACCCCGCCAAGCAGACUGGUAUUCGAUUCCUUGGUGACCCUACUGGUGAGUUCACUAAGGCCCUAGACCUUGGCUUCGAGGCCUACGAGGUCUUUGGUGGCAUGCGUGGAAAGCGAUAUGCCCUCAAGGUCGAGGAUGGCAAGGUCAGCAAGGCGCACGUGGAGCCUGACAAUACUGGAAGCGCUGUCUCCAUGGCGGAGCAAGUGCUCGACUAG